Molecule: messenger RNA, 9071 nt
Organism: Nomascus leucogenys (northern white-cheeked gibbon)
Lineage: Eukaryota; Metazoa; Chordata; Mammalia; Primates; Hylobatidae
Gene: B4GALNT2
Product: beta-1,4-N-acetyl-galactosaminyltransferase 2 (SID blood group)
Biological process (GO): UDP-N-acetylglucosamine metabolic process; UDP-N-acetylgalactosamine metabolic process
Cellular component (GO): Golgi membrane
Molecular function (GO): hexosyltransferase activity
Source: RefSeq, a predicted model, not a curated record
AGUCUGAGGGCCGCGGCAUUCGGGAUGACUUCGGGCGGGUGAGUGUCCCUGGGGCAGAGCAGAGGGAGAGGUGAAACUUCGGGAGCCGGGAGCGCCGCGGGUCCUUUCUGGCGUCUGCAGAGCCGGCAGGUGCGGGGGCCGCAGACGCCGGAGCCCAGGGAGCGGGCGGUUGGAGUCUUAAGUCCAACCGGUUCCCCGCAUAGGUGGCUGCAGAGGCGAGGUGACGGCGCGUGCGGAACGAACUCUGCACCCCCAGGAACGGGGAACGCUGGCUUUUCCGUGGGAAAAUUCCACGUGGAGGUGGCCUCUCGCGGCCGGGAAUGUGUCUCGGGGAGGCCCGAGUGUGGGAAUCGGCUCGGGAGUGCGGGGUUCGGGGCUCUCUGCUUGGAACUCAGAGGCGCUGACCCAGCCUGGGGCCCGUUUGCUGCCCACGGGAGGAGCCGCCGUCAGGGCUCGAGAUUUCUGUGGCUCCUCAAGAUAUUGGUCAUAAUCCUGGCACUUGGCAUUGUUGGAUUUAUGUUCCUUCAAGCAGUGUUCAGCAGCCCCAAGCCAGAACUCCCAAGUCCUGCUCGGGGUGACCAGAAGCUGAAGCUUCUGCCUGAGGAACGUCUCAGGAACCUCUUUUCCUACGAUGGAAUCUGGCUGUUCCCGAAAAAUCAGUGCAAAUGUGAAGCCAACAAAGAGCAGGGAAGUUACAACUUUCAGGAUGCCUAUGGCCAGAGCGACCUCCCAGCGGUGAAAGCAAGGAGACAGGCUGAAUUUGAACACUUUCAGAGGAGAGAAGGGCUGCCCCGCCCACUGCCCCUGCUGGCCCAGCCCAACCUCCCCUUUGGGUACCCAGUCCACGGAGUGGAGGUGAUGCCCCUGCACACGGUUCCCAUCCCGGGUCUCCAGUUUGAAGGACCCGAUGCCCCCAUCUAUGAGGUCACCCUGACAGCUUCUCUGGGGACACUGAACACCCUUGCUGAUGUCCCAGACAGUGUGGUGCAGGGCAGAGGCCAGAAGCAGCUGACCAUUUCUACCAGUGACCGGAAGCUGUUGAAGUUCAUUCUUCAGCACGUGACAUACACCAGCACGGGGUACCAGCACCAGAAGGUUGACAUAGUGAGUCUGGAGUCCAGGUCCUCAGUGGCCAAGUUUCCAGUGGCCAUCCGCCAUCCUGUCAUACCCAAGCUAUACGACCCUGGACCAGAGAGGAAGCUCAGAAACCUGGUUACCAUUGCCACCAAGACUUUCCUCCGCCCCCACAAGCUCCUGAUGAUGCUCCGGAGUAUUCGAGAGUAUUACCCAGACUUGACAGUUAUAGUGGCUGACGACAGCAAGAAGCCCCUGGAAAUUAGAGACAACCACGUGGAGUAUUACACGAUGCCCUUUGGGAAGGGUUGGUUUGCUGGUAGGAACCUGGCCAUAUCCCAGGUCACCACCAAAUACGUUCUCUGGGUGGACGAUGAUUUUCUCUUCAACGAGGAGACCAAGAUUGAGGUGCUGGUGGAUGUCCUGGAGAAAACAGAACUGGACGUGGUAGGCGGCAGUGUGCUGGGAAAUGUGUUCCAGUUUAAGUUGUUCCUGGAACAGAGUGAGAACGGGGCCUGCCUUCACAAGAGGACGGGAUUUUUCCAACCCCUGGAUGGCUUCCCCAGCUGCGUGGUGACCAGUGGCGUGGUUAACUUCUUCCUGGCCCACACGGAGCGACUUCAAAGAGUUGGCUUUGAUCCCCGCCUGCAACGAGUGGCUCACUCAGAAUUCUUCAUUGAUGGGCUAGGGACCCUACUCGUGGGGUCAUGCCCAGAAGUGAUUAUAGGUCACCAGUCUCAUUCUCCAGUGGUGGACUCAGAGCUGGCUGCCCUAGAGAAGACCUACAAUACAUACCGGUCCAACAGCCUUGCCCAGGUCCAGUUCAAGCUGGCUCUCCACUACUUCAAGAACCACCUCCAAUGUGCCGCAUAAAGGUGUGAGGGCAUAGGAGAAACACUAGGCCGGCUGGUUAUGGUAUCUAUAGCAGGCCACCAAAAACUGGACUCCUGAUAGGUGAACUUUGUACCAAACCAGCUGGUGGGUAGGGAAAAGGGAAAUGGCUCAGUUACUGGAAGUAUCAAUCAAAGGUGAAGGGUCAUUAGAAAUGAACUAGUCACUGACCAGGGCAAUGGAGACUGUAUUGAUAGCAAUGAUGAUUUGUACAAUGCCCUGCCUUUUUUGAAGCAUUUGCAUGGGCAGUAUCUCACAUCAUCUCAUCUGAUCUCACACAAAGACUACAUUGGUUUGUGUCCUCAGUCAAAAGAACAACUGCCUGGUCCUUGAUAGUUGUUUGGUGGAGAUUCUGUCACAGUCAGAAGCAUCCGAUCCAGCAUCACUGUCAUCCCUACGUUUUUAUUGAGUUCUAUCUUGUAGACUCAAAAAAUGUGAACAAUCCAGGGUCCUUGCCUUGAGGAGGUUUGCAGCCUGGUUCAGUUCAGUCCAGUCACAGAAUUAGGCAGCUGGGGUCAGAGGAUCAGAGAAGGGAAGGGGUCAGCAGGUCCCAGGUGGUGGAGGAAGACUCCGUGGAGUGAACUUGUUAGGAGCCUGAAAGCAGACAUUCAGGCAUCAGAGAGGGCAGGAGGGCCCUUGGGCCUUCCCACUGUCCACCAGAACAAAGGCUGCCCUGGCAUCAGACUCACUCCAGACCUGUUCCAGAAUGCCAGGGAUUGAACUCAGAGCCCAUGCCAAGGCGUGAUGGUGAACAGACAGUGUGAGUGUGGUGACAAGCCACUAAGCUCCAGUGACAUGAGGCCAGUUGCUGAUCACUCAAAACUCAUGUCAUUUACAGAGUGGUUCCAUCACUCUGUUGUUGGAUAAGCCUCUUUCUGUUGCCUGGGGGUUGGCAGAUUGCUGAGACCAGCUUGGUCAUGGAGACCCUAACCCAGUGGUGCUAGAGGAAUUAAAGACACACACAUAGAAAUAUAGAUUGUGGAGUGGGAAAUCAGGGGACUCAAAGCCUUCAGAGCUGAGAGCCCUGAACAGAGUUUGACCCACAUAUUUAUUGACAGCAAGCCAGUGAUAAGCAUUGUUUCUAUAGAUUAUAGAUAAACUAAAAGUAUUCCUUACGGGAAACAAAGGGAUGGGCUGAAACAAAGGGAUGGGCUCUGGCUAGUUAUCUGCAGCAGGAACAUGUCCUUAAGGCACAGAUAGCUCAUACUAUUAUUUGUGGCUUAGGAAUGCUUUAAGCGGUUUUCCGCCCUGGGUGGGCCAGGUGUUCCUUGCCCUCAUUCCGGUAAACCCACAACCUUCAGUGUGGGCAUCAUGGCCAUGAUGAACAUGUCACAGUACUGCAGAGAUUUUGUUUAUGGCUAGUUUUGGGGCCAGUUUAUGGCCAGAUUUGGGGGUCUGUUCCCAACAUGUUCCCCUUUUUGUUUUCCAAAGUGAUAAAAGCAAAGGCAGCUUUGUCACGGUGAGCUACUUCUCACAGGAGUCAGGAUCCGCACCUGCAGACUAUACAAAGACAAACAACACAGAUUAAAAGCACAAUCAUCAUUGAAAUCGCAGAGCUUCCAAGUGUCUUUAUCCAUUUUGAUUGGUUAAUAUCUGCUAAUCUGUCUGCAGCUCCUUCAAGCACUCCAGUCCCUGGCGUUGAGGUCAAGUGUGCCCAGGAUGCUUUAAAUAUUUGUUCGUUUAAUUUUGCAAUAUGCAAAGACAAGUUUGUAGAGUGUCCUUCUAGAUGCUUUUUUAUUCUUUCCCAAAUUUUGAUCUUAUUAACAGACAUUAAUAGUUUCCACAAAUCCUUAUGUUUAGCUUCUACAGCAGACCAUAUCAUUUGAGGUUGAGGUGCCGCUAUACUGCCAUGUUUCCAGAUAAUAAGAACUCUUGCUGUAUUUCUUACCUUUUCUACCAUCUGACUGUUUUGUUUAGACCAGCUGAACACAGUGUGGCUGUGGCAUGCAGACUGAGAGGUGUAAUUUAAGCUAAACAUCCCCUUAGGGGACCAAUCAAUAAUGAUUCCACAGGAAUCGUUGAGCAGCACCUCUGCCUGUUCUGCAGUGCAAUCUUCCCAAACAAGUACAUUCAUUAUUUCUGGCCAGGUCCAAUUCUGUUUACAAAUAGGUUUUGAGCUGCCUUUGCUUUGCCUCAAUUAUAGGAGCAGAUUUAUUAUGGUAAAUACUAAGAGCAGAAAGCAUGUGUAACUGUGUCAUACAGUGAUUACAUCCAGGCAUUAUUGCCAGCCAAGAUUAAUAAAUAUUCCCAAUAAGUAUAACUGUAUUCUGUGUUGUUCGUUGUUGAAGGAAUACUACGGCAAUGGUGAUCACCACUAUCAUAUCUAUCAUUAAAUUACUCUUUGUGACUGGUUGUCCCACUUUCCUCAGGUUUUCUUCUGCCAUCUGUGACAGCUUCUUGAUCUGUCCCCAGGUAGAUGGCUGUGUUUGACAGCUGUUUCUCAUGAUAGUUGGGGUCCUCCUCAGCAUCAGUCUUGACAUGGCUGCAACCGGGGGAUCCUCGGGAUCCUCCUGGAAUCUCUUCCUCGGCAUCUGGCUCAUGGUAAGGUUUCAGGUGUCUUGAUGGCACCCAAAUUGGCUGUUGAUUCGGUCCUGGAGAAACACAAGCAUAACUUCUACCAAGUUAUUAUUUUACCUAUUUCCCAACUUUUUGUUAUCAGAUCUCUCCACCAAACCAGUUGUUCUGCUUCUGUCUUUGCAGCUGGUUUCUGUAGAUGCUGUUCAGCUGCUGGCCUUUAGGCAGGCUAAAAAAAUUUAAAGUCAAUAAUGCUAGAAUCAAUUGCAUAUGGGGUGUCCCGUAGUCCCUGUUUCUCCCCUUUUGCUUUUGCAACUGCUGUUUCAGGGAGAGAUUCAUUCUUUCUACUAUGGCUUGUCCUUGAGAAUUAUAUGAGAUGCCAGUAAUGUGUUUAAUAUUCCAUAUAGAGAAAAAUGUAGCUAGAGCUUGGCUACUAUAGCCUGAGGCAUUAUCUGUUUUAAUAGAAGCUGGAAAGCCCAUCACCGAAAAACACUGCAAAAGGUGACGUUUAACACAGGCAGAAGACUCUCCUGAUUGGCAUGUAGCCCAGACAAAGUGAGAAAAGGUGUCCACACAUACAUGUACAUAAGCUAGUCUCUCAAAUGAGGGAACAUGUGUGACAUCCAUUUGCCAAAGAGAAUUAGAUUCCAAUCCUUGAGGAUUAACUCCUCCUGCAAAAGAUGAGGAAUGCACCAUUUGGCAAGUUGGGCAUCGCUGGAUAAUAGCUUUAGCUUCUUUCCAGGUGAUGCCGUAUCUGUGUUUGAGACCAGAGGCAUUAACAUAGGUUAAAUUGUGAAAGUGUCUAGCAUUAGAUAUUGCAUUAACAACUAGAUGAUCGGCCAUUUGAUUCCCUUCAGUUAAAGGUCCUGGAAGAAGUGUAUGAGCCCUAACGUGAGUGAUGUAAAAAGGAUGCAUUCUACUCCUGACUGCUGUUUGCAAUUGGGUAAAUAAAGUCAUCAGUUGCUCAUCUGUGUGGAAUCGUAGUUGAGCAUUUUCAAUUAAUUGUGUGGAAUGAACCAUGUAUGAAGAAUCAGAAAUCACAUUAAUAGGCAUAUUAAAAGCAGUCAAUACCUCAAUUACAGUUAUAAGCUCUGCUUUUUGAGCUGAAGUAUAGGGCAUCUGAAGUGCUUACUUUUCAAGCCAGAGUAAGAAGCUUUACCAUUACUAGACCCAUCUGUGAAGACAUUUUCAGCACCUUCAAGUGGUUUGAAUUUAGUUAUUUUAGGGAGAAUCCAAUUAGUUAAUUUCAAAAAUUGAAACAAUUUUGUUUUGGGAAAAUGAUUAUCAAGAAUACCCACAAAGUCAGCUAAAUGAGUUUGCCAAGUAAGACUAUUUAUAAAAGCUUGCUGUAUUUGUGCCUUCGUGAGAGGGACAAUAAUUUUUCCAGGACCAUAUCCAUGUAAUUUAACAAUCUGAGUUCUCCCAUUUCCUAUCAUAGUAGUGAUUUGAUCCAAAUAAGGAGUUAGAGUCCUUGAAUUAGUAUGCGGAAGAAAAAGUUACUCUACAAGAUCUUGCUCUUGAACAAUAACACCAGUAGGUGAAUGCCGAGUUGAAAAAAUUAGCAAAUCUAAAGUCUUUUCUGGAUCUAUUCUAUUUAUUUGAACUUUAUGGACUUGCUUUUUGAUUAGCUGCAGCUCUGCCUCAGCUUCUUUUGUUAAUUGCCCAGGGCUGGUGAGACUAGCAUCUCCUCUAAGGAUAGAAAAUAGGUUACUCAUGGCAUAGGUAGGAAUGCCUAGAGCAGGUCAUAUCCAGUUAAUGUCCCCUAGUAAUUUUUGAAAGUCAUUUAAUGUUUUCAAUUGAUCCCUACAUAUAGUUACUUUCUGUGGCACAAUGAUAGUGUCAUUUACUGAAGUCCCCAAGUAGGAGUACGGAGUAGCAGUCUGAAUUUUGUCAGGAGCUAUAAUUAAACCAGCACAAGAAAUCAAAUUUUGCAAGUGAUCAUAACAUUGGAGUAAUAUUUCUCGAGUGGGGGCAGCACAAAUUAUAUCGUCCAUAUAAUGAAUAAUGUAACACUGAAAAUUUUUUAUGAGUAGGUUCAAUUGUUUGCCCUACAUAAGUCUGGCAAAUUGUUGGACUGUUUAACAUGCCUUGUGGCAACACUUUCCAACGAAAAUGCUUGGCAGGCUGCAGGUUGUUUACUGCAGGAAUUGUAAAUGCAAACCGUUCACAGUCCUGCUCAGCUAAGGGGAUAGUAAAGAAACAGUCUUUUAAAUCUAUGACUAUUAAAGGCCAAUUUUUUGGAAUCAUAGCAGGAGAAGGCAGUCCUGGCUGCAAUGUCCCCAUAGGUUGUAUAACUGAAUUGAUGGCUCUUAAAUCAGUUAACGGUCUCCAUUUACCUGAUUUUUUCUUAAUUAUAAAAACCGGAAAGUUCCAAGGGGAAAAUGUUGGAGCUAUGUGUCCUUUUUCUAAUUGUUCAGUAACUAAGUCCUCUAAAGCCUCUAGUUUCUCUUUACUUAGUGGUCAUUGUUCUAUCCAAAUUGGCUUAUCUGUUAACCAUUUUAAAGGUAUAGGUUCUGGAGGCUUAACAAUGGCUGCCAUCAAAAAUGAUAUCCUAAACCUUGGCGGGAACUUUGUCUUUCCACUUGAAGUGGUUCCUUAAAACCUUGCAAAUUUUUUCCUAGUCCCAUACCAGGGACAUACCCCAUUUCAUGCAUCAUAUGUUGGCUAUACAAUUGCUCUGGAAUUAGAACUUGUGCUCUCCAUUGUUGUAACAAAUCUCUUUCCCAUAAAUGUAUAGGUACAGAAGUUAUAAUUGGUUGAAUAGUCCCAGGUUGUCCAUUGGGCCCUUCAAAAUGCAAAAUAUAACUACUUUGAUAUACUUCAGGGGCUUUACCAACUCCAACUAUGUUAAAGUGAGUGGGUUGAAUUGGCCACGUGGACAGCCAGUGCUGCAGAGAAAUGAUUGAAAUGUCUGCUCCUUUAUCUACCAAACCUUUAAAUUUCUUUCCCUGAAUAGUUAUUUCACAGGUAGGACAUUUAUCAAUAAUUUGAUUCACCCAGUAAGCUGCUUUGUCUUGUUUAUUUGUGCUUCCAAAUCCUCCUGUUUGUUUAAUUUCACUUUUCCCCAUUUCCACAUAUGGCACAAUCAGGAGUUGUGCUAUACGCUUUCCUAGCUCUGCUUUCCAGGAAAGAGAAGUAAAUAUAACACUUUGAAUUUCCCCAUUGUAAUCUGAAUCAAUGACUCCUGUACGUACUUGCACUCCUUUUAAAUUUAAACUAUAUCUACCUAGAAGUAAUCCUAUCAUCCCUGCUGGCAAGCAUCCACAGACCCCUGUUGGAACCUUUUGUGGAGAUUCCCCAAGCAUAAGGCUCACAGCAUUUAUGCAGCAUAAAUCUACUGUGGCACUACUGGCUGUGGUGGGGGACAGACAUUGUACAGGGGUGAGGGAGUGAGCUAUAAUAUUUCCCUCUUGAUCUGGGGGGUAUAUCCUAACAGGGAACUGCCAAGCCUCUGUAUCACCCUCUUGUCUAGCUUGCUCAAUUCCUGCCUGAAUAGAACUGAGAGCGGUCGCUUGAGGCACUGCUAGAACAGUCACUGGGGCAACUACUUUUCACCCAGUGUCCUCUGGAAAAGACAGAUCUGGAGGGUCAGGUCACUCUUUUUCUUCAAAAUAAUGAGGGGGUGCAGAAGAGUAAGGACAAACCUCUUCCUCAUUUGCCGCUUUAGCUUUAGCCAGCAAACAAACCUGCUCUGUCAUCUCUUCUGUUACUUUGUUAUACUUUCCUUCCUUCUCAUCAUUAGUGUGAAAAGGUUCUAAGGUGGAAUGAACCAGAGCCCACACUUGUCCCAUUGUUACCCUGAUGCUUCUGAGCUCCCCUUCUUACUCACCAUGGGGAUUGCUUAAGAGUACUCGGGUGUCCUCCAGCUUAGUUCCACGUUCUCCAACCGUCACUCUGGCAAUCCUUCGACUAGGGUUCAAGCCCCAUGUUGGGCACCACUUGCCGACACCAGCUCGGUCGUGGAGACCCUAACUCAGUGGUGCUAGAGGAAUUAAAGACACACACACAGAAAUAUAGGGUGUGGAGUGGGAAAUCAGGGGACUCACAGCCUUCAGAGCUGAGAGCCCCAAACAGAGUUUGACUCACAUAUUUAUUGACAGCAAGCCAGUGAUAAGCAUUGUUUCUAUAGGAUUAACUAAAAGUAUUCCUUACAGGAAACAAAGGGAUGGACUGAAACAAAGGGAUGGGCUCUGGCUAGUUAUCUGCAGCAGGAACAUGUCCUUAAGGCACAGAUCGCUCAUGCUAUUGUUUGUGGCUUAGGAACACCUUAAGAGGUUUUCGCCCUGGGUGGGCCAGGUGUUCCUUGCCCUCAUUCCACUAAGUCCACAACCUUCAGUGUGGGCAUCAUGGCCAUCAUAAACAUGUCAGAGUACUGCAGAGAUUUUGUUUAUGGCCAGUUUUGGGGCCAGUUUAUGGCCAGAUUUGGGGGCCUGUUCCCAACAGCAGAUUCUAUGACCACUUCAGCCCUGCCUUUACAGUUUCUGUUUACCUGUAGACUUUUUCUUCCUGUGGCCUAGGGUAGUUCAGGAUCACUAAAAAUGUGUUCUGUGAUAUAUUAAUAAAAAUUUCUGAAAAAUGAACUUACAGCAAAA